GUCCGUGGUGAAACAAAUACCUUGUGCUCAGCUGUGAUGUGGUAUGGACUAAUAAAGAGACUGUUGAAUUAGGGUUAGCGUCGAAGAAGUAAAAAAAACAACAAAAAAUCAGAUUGUGUGUUUGAGUUUUAACCAGUAACGUCAGGUGGACCACCUUUGCUGACUUUUUUUGUAAACGGAACCGAAGAAGUAACUGACAUUCUGUCAGCGGUUGAGACAAACCAACGUCUGUCUGUCUGUCCGUCCGAGCUAACUAGAACAAGUUGUUCCUGAUCGAUUAAACCAUGGACGCCGUGGUUAAAUUCACAAACCAAAGCCAAGGAAGGGACCGUGUGUUCAGGGCAACCCAGUAUGCGUGUGCCCUGUCCGUAUAUUUACUUCAAAAGAAGAGCUCAGGAAGAAAGGACCUUGUGGCCAAACUUAAAAGUCUUGAAGCCACCAUGAGCGCUGGACGAAAAUUGUUCAGGCUGGGAAACACAUUAAAUUCCAUUGAGGCUGCUAAGCGAACCAUGCAACUCUCUGACCGAGUGCUGUGCCUGUGCCUUACUGUGGCCAACAUCAACCGCGCCCUCUACUUUAUCUGUGACAAUGUACUUUGGGCCAGAAGCGUCGGUCUUAUCCGCGAUAUUGACAAGGAACACUGGAGCCUAAAUGCCUCACGCUGCUACUUCUUCUCGCUAGUAAUGAAUCUGAGCAGAGAUGUUUAUGAAAUCAUCCAAUUAAUGGUGCAGAAAGCAAGAGAUGAGCACUUUAGACAGAAAAUGGAUCAGCAUCUCAGUGAGAAUCCUGAAGUAGCUGAAGUUGUCAUUCCUCAGUUGGAUGCUUUACUCUUCCUGCUGCUCGAGAGCCUAAAAUCACACCCGGCUGUCGCCUUAGACACACUGAAAAAUACCUGUGAUCUCUUCAUUCCUUUAGACAGGUUGGGUAUAUACAAAUCAAAUGCAGGAGUGGUGGGAUUUUGUGGCCUGAUAUCCUCACUGAUUGGGAUUGUAACCCUUGCACAACCCAAGUUAAAAAUCAAACCGUGAUAACGAGGGCGGAGAUAAACCUGACUAACUAGCUGCAAAUAAAGCAGGUUUAUCAUGACAGAUUGCUAGCUGUAGUGUUGGACAGUUAGAUCAGGCAACACAUCGCAGGGACACUUUGUAACAAUUAUGUUGGACAUACGUUGUAUGUUUUGCACUCAAGCCAGCAAUAACAGAAGGGCUUGCAAGUUUCUGGAAUGAAUUUGAUUGUUUUCUAAAAAUAUUUUAAUUGAUUGAAUUCAUUACAUCAUGCUUAUGAAAAAUACACUGAACGGGGACCAGUUCAAUUUUAAAACACUGGUUUUAAAGGGAGCCAAUCAAGUUCAGACAGUAGCGUUUUCUAUUUUUAGUAGCCAAGGCUAAUCCUGUGUGCAUUCCUGUGUUCUUCAACACAUCGUGUAUAACACCAGCAGUUUGGUAACUACUGUACUGUACUUGCAAAUGAGGGCUUCUUACUGAUGCUUUUCUCCUGUCUCUUAGAAAAAGUUAAUCUGAGUGGUGUUGCCACUUUAAGUGCAUUACUCUCAGUGAUAAAAUGCUGCUAAAGGUUUUACCUCAAUGAUUAAUAAAUGAGCUACUUCUCAGCAAAAAAAAAGUUUUCACAUUUGCAGAUGGAAAAAAACAGCUGAGAAAUAUCAGGUGAUAUUUAUUUUUCAUCCUGCGUGCAAGACAUGUAGGAUAGGACUUUGACUGCCUGCAGAUCACACUGUAUGUUAACGUCAGGAAAGUGUAAUGAAAUGAUUGAGUACAAACCCCUCCACUGCCCCCCAGAUCAUGUGUUUACAAUUAAAUUCUUAAUAUAUUGUUGUAUGUUUGGGUUUUCUUUCUAAAUCUAGGGCACAUUAUAUUAAUUAUCACAUGUAAUAAAUAUUUUAAUCUCACAAUUGUUUUUGACAGGAUAAUAAAACUAUAUAAUGAAUAAUGUUACUAAUAUACCUUUAAUAUGUAAUAUUUAAUAAUGUUACUAAUGACUAACUCUGAGCAGUGGUCAUUAUCAAACAGUUGUAAUACAGAUUAUAAACAGAGUAGCACUGCCCUCUUGGGGAAACAGGGGAAACAUGACACUUGUAGAAUUGAAAAGAGUUUUAUUUUUCAAUUAUACCGAGACAACAAUACACUUUUUUUUUCUGAAAGCUUUUCUCAAGAGGAUGACAUCGUGAUAAAGCAUCCACCUUUAAAAAAUUGCAAAAAUAUAUUCCAUUUCCCUUUCACCAUACUUUGAGUUUUGCUGUGGGAAAACAAAAGGAACUAACUAUGCAAAGAUGAAUCCUAUAAAAGAACAAACACAUACAAAGCAAUAAAUAAAGAAAUUUGUUCUCCUAAAUAGAUCAAUUGCAGUGAUUCAUGAUGUUCGAUUUCACAUUUCUGUUGGGGCAUUGUUUUUCCAGUACCAACAAACAUACUAAACACACCUUUAUGAAAUAUGUUGAAACAGUUUGCUGGGCUGAAAUUGGAAGUUAAAACAGCUAAACAUGAGAUGUAGUGUAAUUGGUCUCCUGGUCUUUAAAUAUCAUAUGUCAGUGCCGAUACACUUAAUAACAUACAUUUUGCAAGGCAUCUGAUAUCAACUCAAUCCAAAACAUUAUGAACAAAGCACUUUGAAAAGUGGCAACAGUGUGAAACUACAGAUGUGUAAAUACUGCUGGCCCAAGUGUUUUUUUUUUCUUUCUUAAUACCGAUGAUGUUAGAUGCAGAGUCAACCUGCUCUUUGAAUGUAAAAGGCACCUUCAGUAGUCAGCUUCUGCGACAGUGAAAAAAAAAAACCCUCACUAAGCGCCUGGUUUCCCAAAAAACACAUGAACAUGAAUCGUACAAGUAUCUUCAUUCAUACUUGCCCAGGGAGUGUCACUCAUGAUGCAAUUUGUUUGAUUACAUAUUUAGUGGUAAAUGGAAAGCCCUUAACUUCAAUUAGUUCUGUAAUUUGUUAUUUUAUGGUCUCAUGGUCUGAAUGGCGUCAUGUAGACAUUUCCACCCCACCGUCAUUAAAAAUGUCUCAGUACCUUUUCUGUUGAUGAAUGAGAAAAUUCUGUGAAACAUAAAUAAAUGACUUUGUAUAUCUGA
Messenger RNA from Larimichthys crocea (large yellow croaker), 3086 nucleotides. RefSeq names its product peroxisomal membrane protein 11A. The transcript has 3 exons. Gene Ontology annotation, biological process: negative regulation of apoptotic process; protein folding; peroxisome fission. Gene Ontology annotation, molecular function: peptidyl-prolyl cis-trans isomerase activity; protein binding; protein folding chaperone. Bases 285 to 1028 code for a protein of 247 amino acids. NCBI's taxonomy places the organism in Eukaryota, Metazoa, Chordata, Actinopteri, Sciaenidae. Gene Ontology annotation, cellular component: endomembrane system; mitochondrial envelope; peroxisomal membrane. The record is from RefSeq and is a predicted model, not a curated record.